AUGGCACGUCUGUCUAAGGUUGCUAUUGUCACCCUCGGCUCAUUGAGUGGGGUGAAUGCGUGGGGUACCUUGGGUCACGCAACAGUUGCAUACAUUGCCCAGCAUUACGUUUCUUCCAGCACUGCAUCAUGGGCGCAAGGUGUUCUUGGAGACACAUCUACCUCGUACCUGGCAAACAUCGCCUCAUGGGCUGACUCGUAUCGGGCAACAACUGCUGGCAAAUGGUCGGCACCGUUUCACUUCAUCGAUGCGGAGGACAACCCCCCUACUAGCUGCAAUGUGGACUAUACUCGUGACUGUGGUAGCUCAGGCUGCUCCAUUUCUGCGAUUGCAAACUACACCCAGCGUGCUGGUGAUGGCCGGCUCAGCACAGCCAACAUUGCCGAAGCUGUCAAGUUCCUAGUUCACUUGCUGGGAGACGUCACUCAGCCACUGCACGAUGAGGCGUACGAGGUUGGUGGAAACAGCAUCAAGGUCACUUUCGAUGGCUACAGUGAUAACCUCCACUCCGAUUGGGAUACAUACAUGCCCCAGAAGUUGAUCGGCGGCAGCUCGCUCACCUAUGCGCAGACUUGGGCGAAUACUCUGAUCGGUGAGAUCGAUUCGGGUAGUUUCAAGUCCCAGGCUGCUAGCUGGAUUUCGGGAGACACCAUUAGUGAUCCCGUUACUACCGCCACCCGAUGGGCAUCGGAUGCCAAUGCCUAUGUUUGCUCUGUUGUCAUGCCCGAUGGAGCUGCUGCACUGCAAACUGGAGACCUCUAUCCCACCUACUAUGACUCUGCUAUUGGAACUAUUGAGCUUCAGAUCGCCAAGGGUGGAUACCGCUUGGCCAACUGGCUCAACCUGAUUUACAACAAUGAUAUCGCCAAGCGGGACCUUGAGGGUUUCGUCAACAAGGCUCGCAGUGAGGCCCCAGAUCUCAUGGGUCGGGAUCUUCUGCCAGCACCUGGACCAUUGAGCCGUGCCCAGCUCGCCAGAGAUGCUAUGGGAGGAGACUGCUGCGGGUCAGCUAGACAUGCUCAUUAA
This is a messenger RNA of Penicillium subrubescens, 1026 nucleotides long. Its product is annotated as S1/P1 nuclease. The transcript is spliced from 2 exons. Gene Ontology annotation, biological process: DNA catabolic process. The record is from RefSeq and is a predicted model, not a curated record. Lineage: Eukaryota; Fungi; Ascomycota; Eurotiomycetes; Eurotiales; Aspergillaceae. Gene Ontology annotation, molecular function: nucleic acid binding; endonuclease activity. The coding region runs from base 1 to 1026 and encodes 341 amino acids.